AUGGGUAAAAAGCAACCAGGACCCGCCUAUAUCCUAGGUGUGGGAAUGACCAAGUUCAUUAAGCCACGCGGCAAGGUCGACUACAAUGAACUCGGUUACGAAGCUGGUAUCAAGGCUAUGCUUGACGCCCAUAUCACAUAUGACAACGUCGACCAAGGUGUGGCUUGCUAUGUAUACGGAGACAGCACUUGCGGUCAACGCGUCUUCUAUCAGUUUGGCCUGACUCAAAUCCCAAUCUACAAUGUUAACAAUAACUGCUCCACUGGAUCCACUGGUCUAGCUAUGGGCCGUACGAUGGUCUCUCACGGCGCCGCUGACUGUGUUCUGGUUGUUGGUUUUGAGAAGAUGAACCCGGGUAGUUUGCAGUCAGUGUAUAACGACCGCACUGGCCCAACUACCCUAUUCGGAACUAUGAUGGCGGAGACACGCGGUGUCACCAAUGCACCGGGCGCAGCGCAGAUGUUUGGAAAUGCGGGUCGAGAAUACAUGGAGAAGUAUGGUGCAAAGAACGAGGACUUUGCCGAAAUCGCCCGUAUCAACCACGAACACUCAAAGCGAAACCCGUACUCCCAGUUCCAAGACGAAUACUCCCUUGAGCAAAUCAUGAAAGCGCCCAUGAUCUUUGAACCGCUCACUAAGCUCCAAUGCUGCCCGACUUCAGAUGGUGGCGCCGCUGCUGUCAUCGUCUCCCAAGAAUUCCUCGAUGCCCGCCCCCACUUGAAGGACCAGGCUGUCCUAAUUGCCGGCCAGACUAUUGCGACCGAUACCGAUCAGCUUUUCAACCAGAGCUCCAUUGAUCUGAUGGGCUUUGGCAUGUCCCGACACGCAGCUCGCACCGCUAUCGCUGAGGCUGGUGUUAAUGUUAAGGAUAUCAAGGUUUGCGAAUUGCACGAUUGCUUCUCUGCGAACGAGAUGAUUACUAUCGAUGCACUUGAGCUUUCUGAGCCUGGUCAGGCCCAUGAGAUGGUCCGUCGUGGUGAUAUCACCUAUGGCGGUAAGAUGGUUGUCAAUCCUUCCGGUGGUCUUAUCUCGAAGGGACAUCCGCUCGGCGCUACAGGUAUUGCGCAGUGUGCUGAGCUGGUCUGGCACUUGCGUGGUUGGGCUAAUAACCGUCUCGUUGAUGGCACAAAUGCAGCCUUGCAACAUAACCUUGGCCUUGGUGGUGCUGUCGUUGUGACUGUAUACAAGCGUGCUGAUGGCAAGGUUGCUGCUGCUGUGCCCUCAGACGCUGUGGGCAAAAUCAAUGGUCUUGGAUAUAACCCCGCUGUUGAGGCCCGUGGGUUCACUGCUGAGCAAGCCAAGUCGGUACGUAGCAAGAAGCACAGUAGCGAGUAUGCCGUUGCGGACACCCAGGACCGUGUUCUUGCCCGGUUUUAG
Messenger RNA from Penicillium malachiteum, 1377 nucleotides. RefSeq names its product putative sterol carrier protein. The transcript is spliced from 2 exons. The coding region runs from base 1 to 1377 and encodes 458 amino acids. NCBI's taxonomy places the organism in Eukaryota, Fungi, Ascomycota, Eurotiomycetes, Eurotiales, Aspergillaceae. Gene Ontology annotation, molecular function: acyltransferase activity, transferring groups other than amino-acyl groups. The record is from RefSeq and is a predicted model, not a curated record.